This is a messenger RNA of Sinocyclocheilus rhinocerous, 1792 nucleotides long. RefSeq lists its product as uncharacterized. The coding region runs from base 67 to 978 and encodes 303 amino acids. The record is from RefSeq and is a predicted model, not a curated record. Lineage: Eukaryota; Metazoa; Chordata; Actinopteri; Cypriniformes; Cyprinidae. The transcript is spliced from 10 exons.
UCAAACUGAGCACUUGCUGUCCUGAGGAAGGAACACACAUUUGACUAGACUGUAUCUUCUCUAAAGAUGUGCUGCGCAUCAAUUCAUCUCCUCAUUGGUGCCUUAUUUGUCUUUGCUGUUGAAAAUGAGGCAACAACAAUGAUAAGCAGCACAGAAAUUACCACUGCUCCAGUUUCAAUGUUUAUUGACAACACCACCCUAAUCAAUAAAACAUCAGAGGGCUUUCUAGACAACUUUACCACUCCAAACUCCACUGUCGCCCUGUCAAACACGACGGAUGGAAAUACCACGUCAGAAUCACCUACUCCUCCGCCCUCAGAACAUCCGCAGACCAAGAAUUACACCACAGACAAACCUCUGAAAAAGGAUUCACAAUCAAGCACAAAAAAUAUGAUCAAAAGCACAGCAGGCAAAACAACCACAACUCGAGCAGAAAAACCUGGCAAAAACCAUGGACCAACUUACAUAAUUAUCCUGAUUAUAGUUGUUUUGUGCCUCUCUGGGGCAGUAGUUUAUUGUUGCCUUCAAAAGAACUCCAGGAAGUACUCUGUGGACUUACAUCCCAAACAAGAAGAUGCUCAGAUCCCACUCAGCACAGUGGAUGUAGAGGUGUUUGACACCACAUCAGUCAAAGAUAUACAAACAUUCACUCCUGUCGAGUCCACCGAGCCGCUUAAGGACCCAGCGCCUGUGAAGGAAGCUGAAAAGCCUGAGGGAGGGAAAGAAUCAGCUGAUGUUAAACAAGAAAACCAACCAAAUGUAUCCAGCACUCAGGCCACAGUGAACACAAAGGAUAAAAUGGAUGGGCUGACCGCAGUGGAUCUGACUGAUAGAGAACUGACGAUCUCCACCAAAACUUCAAUGGAAUCCCUAGAUGAUGCUCUCAAUGAAAACAACAGCAACAAUACAGGAGCUGAAGUCAACGGCAAUGGGCAGGAAUUCACUGAAAUCUCUAUUGAUACUUUACUUCUAAAAUAAAUCAGCCUUUUCCCAACAUUUUACAAUGAUCUCUGAACCAGACAGAAGGAUUUUUUAAACUGGAAGCAAAAGCUGAACUAAGUUGUAAACUAUGCGAGUCAUUGUUAGAACAAUGUUGUUUGCAUAUACAGUACAUACAGUACUAUGAAAAGUCUAACAGGGCCCAGUGUACUGUGUUGAUGAUAUAAUGUAACUUUCUUUAUAAUUUUUUUUCUUGUGUUUUACUCAUAUUUUGAAUUGCAUUGUGUUGUUUAAGGGUUAAAGGAAAUAUACUGUACAUACGUAAACUUAACGGAGAAACUUAAUGGAGUUAGUACCUUUACAGUUAGCAUAAUAUUACCUAUUAUGUUUGAUUUUAAUAUAGUAACUAUUUUAAACCUAAUUUAUGAAAAUCUAAUCUAAUCUUAAAAGGAUAAUUUUGUAAAUUUUCAACCAGCUUUGUAUUGUUGUCGACUAUAUAUGUAAAUGAAGAAUGUGUACUCUUUCUCCGUGUUAUUGGACCCAGAUAUCCCCGUUUAUUUUCCAAGCAAAAGGAUGCUUGGAAUUUGAAUCGACAGAGCAUAUAUAUCAAUAUAUAAAAUAUAUAAAAAUCAAAAGUGUAUUAUGAGUGUUGACGUUUAUGGCUACAGGGAUAUUUGUACAUUGUACAUUGAAUACAUUUUUAAUUAAAAUAGAUAUGUGUAAAGGAAGUUAUGUAAAGGAAAUCUCAUCAGAGUGCUAUAGAGCUCACAGUUCCUCUGUUGUAUGUAUAUGCAUGUUAUAAUGCCUAUAACUGUUAACUGUAAAACUUAGACAUUCGCAUAAUACAACUUUC